GCGCCUCAUGAUGACGUCCUGACUAGACGGAGUCACCUGAUCAGUCCUGAGAACGCCUUUGGGAAGACCGCUGUCGCGCUGUGAUGACGUCAUGAUGGGGUUUGUUUACUGCUACGUGUUCGGGAAGUGGUAGGAGAUCGGUGGCGGCCGGUGGUGUGGGCUGCCGGGGCAGGAGGAGGAGGACCCGGCACCAUGAGCUGGUUCAAUGCCUCACAACUUUCCAGCUUCGCCAAGCAGGCGCUGUCCCAGGCCCAGAAAUCCAUAGACCGAGUACUGGAUAUAAAGGAGGAUGAGACAGCCUGGGCAGACUCCAUCAUCAGCCCCUAUGAGGAGGGCAGUGGUUCUUCUAUCAAAGGGAGCUGGGAAAACUCCAACUGGGGAGGACAGUCAGAGGAGGAUCAGACCCAGGUGAUAUUAUCGCCAACCGCCAUUACCAAACCGGUCAGAAGAACUGUGGUGGACGAGUCUGAGAAUUUCUUUAGUGCCUUUCUCUCUUCACCAGAGACUGUGACGGUUAGUUCUGUGGUCUCUAAGCCUCCCACCAAAUCUCAAAGACCCAAAGAAGAAGUUAAGCAAAAUUCACCCAAGCCUAUAAUCCUACCGAAUAAUGACAACCAGUCCAGGGAUGAGCUCCAGGAGGAACAAGACUUGAAAAUAACUUUAUCCACAGACUUAUCCACAGAGAAGGACAAGCGAGAAGAGACAACUGAGGAGAAAUGUGACCUGGAAAAGACCGUUCAGGAAUCGAGUGACUCUUCUGAGGAUCUGCAAGGACCUAAGUCAGAAGAAGAGGCCAUUGCUUCUUCUCCAACUGUUCCACCAGAAAAUAAGGACAAUGGGCUGGACCUCAAGGACCAAAAGCUUGAGGAUCGGCAGACUAAUACCCCAUCCCCUCCCAUCAGCACUUUCUCCUCUGGCACGUCCACAACUAGUGAUAUUGAGGUGCUAGACCAUGAGAGUGUUAUAAGUGAGAGCUCUGUCAGCUCCAGACAGGAGGUGACGGACUCCAAGGGAAACCUUAGCCUGAUGCAGAACUCCUUCCAGCUCUUGUCACCCUCUGCAGAAUAUAGCCGCCUGGAUGAAUUUCCUAAGCUGACAGAAAGCUGCUCAUCCUCCGAUGCCUUUGAAAGGAUAGACUCUUUUAGCGUACAGUCUCUGGACAGUCGCAGCGUCAGCGAAAUCAAUUCCGAUGAUGAGCUGCCGGGCAGGGGGUGCACGCUGGUAGCCAUUGCGGUUAGCACGUCCAUCCCAAGUAUGGACAUUACUAGUUCUACAGAGAGCAAAACUGAUGAUGAACUCAUUGAGACAACAAUGCUUGUGCAUUCGAGUGAGGACAUCGAGAUGGAGGAGAGCGGAAGGAGCGCAACCCCUGUAAAUUCCGAGCAGCCGGAUCUCCUUGUCACGUUGCUUCAGAUGCAGGAGCCAGAAUCAGUCAGGCAACAAGAACUGAGGGAGGAGCAGGAGACAGACCAUAAGCCAAAGGUUGAUUAUACAAUGGAAGAUAUGCAAAAGAUCAUUGAUGAGCUCACUAGCCGCCUGGAGAAGAGAGAAUCCCAACUACUAUCAGUCAGCAAAGAAAAGGCAAUUUUAGAAGAGACUCUGGACAACCUUAGAGAUGAACUUGUUAGAAUGAAAGAAGAAAGUAGCAGCGUGUCAUUGCUGAAAGACGAGUUCACACAUCGGAUAGCAGAAGCUGAGAGGAGGGCGCAACUGGCCUGUAAAGAAAGAGACUCUGCCAAAAAGGAUAUCAAAGCCAUGAAGGAGGAGCUGGCUACUAGACUGAAGUCCAGUGAAACGGCUGAGAUAAUGAGGGAAAAGGACGAGCAAAUUAGAGGCCUCCUUGAGGAAGGUGAAAAACUUUCCAAACAACAACUGCACAACUCCAAUAUCAUAAAGAAGCUGCGAUCCAAAGAAAAGGAGCAUGAGAACAUGAUCAAUAAACAGACAAAGAAGAUCCGAGAGCUGGAGGAAGAAUUGCAGUUGUUAAAACAGACUUUAGAUGGAAAGGAAGAGGUUGAGAAGCAGCACCGGGAGAACAUCAGGAAGCUUAACAGUGUGGUGGAAAGACAAGAGAAGGAUGUGGGAAGAUUUCAGAUGGAGCUGGACGAAGUCCAAGAAAAGAACCGCAGUCUUCAGGCGGCUCUCGACAGCUCCUACAGGGAACUUGCAGAACUACACAAAGCUAAUGCCACCAAAGCCAGUGAAGCCCAGGAGGUAGCGCUAAGCUGUGAAAUCAAAGCAAGAGAAGAAAUGUGUUCAGCGCUGGAGAAGGCAAAGGAAGAGUCUCUAAAACAGCAGGAGGCCUUAGCCAUUCAGGUGGCUGAUCUGAGGCUGGCAUUGCAGAGGGCUGAGCAGCAAGCUGCAAGGAAGGAAGAUUAUUUACGGCAGGAAGUGGCAGAGUUACAACAGAGACUCCAAGAAGGCGAAGCUCGGAAUCAGGAGCUAAGUCAAAGUGUCACUUCGGCUACUCGACCUUUGCUGCGUCAGAUUGAGAACCUCCAAGCAACAUUAGCGGCUCAGACUGCAUCCUGGGAGAAGUUAGAGAAGAAUCUUUCUGAUCGACUCACUGAAUCCCAGACUUGGUUAGCAUCUGCAAUAGAGAAAGAGAGAGCAGCAACAGAGGAGCUUUUGUCUAUAAAGACACAAAUCUCAGCCAUGGAGUCUCAAAACAGCCUCCUGCGCCAAGAGAAGAGCCGAUUCCAAGCUCAGCUAGAGGUGGAGAAAUCUAGGUUGUCAAAGAUGGAAGAAGAACACAGCAGGAAUCAAGUGGAACUGGAGAACCUGAAGAUGGAAUACAAGAAAAUGGUUGAAGAAGCAAAAAGAGAAAAGGCCCUGCUAAACAGCCAACUAGAGAUGGAGAAGAUGAGAGUGGAACAGGAGAAAAAGAAGGUGAUGCUGGCCCAAGAGGCCUUCAAAGAGAAGGAGCGCAAGUCUUAUGGAUUCCCUACUCCUGAGACCGGCACCACCACUCCCACAUUGUCACGUUCUAGUUCAGUUAGUGGGGCGGACCUGACAGGUUUACAGACCUCUUUCCUAUCACAGGAAGAUCCUCAUGAUCCGCUUUAUGGCUCAAUGACUAUGUCUGUCAGCAGCAGCAACCUCUACGAUGCUGUAAGGAUGGGAGCUGGCUCUAGUGUCAUUGAAAAUUUACAAUCUCAGUUAAAAUUGAGAGAAGGGGAACUUGCCCAGUUGCAGCUUGAAAUAGGGAACUUGGAAAAAACUCGCUCCAUACUUGCUGAAGAAGUUGUCAGAUUAAACAAUCUUAAUGAUGAACUUGAAGAAAAGGUUAAGGAGAUCCCCAAACUGCGAGUUCAGAUGAGGGAUUUGGACCAGCGAUACAACACUAUCCUGCAGAUGUACGGCGAGAAAGCCGAAGAAGCUGAAGAACUGCGCCUAGACCUGGAGGAUGUAAAAAAUAUGUACAAGACUCAAAUAGAUGAACUAUUACAACAAAGAUUAAAAUAGUUUUAUUAGCAGAAACUCCAGAUGUCUUAACAGAGAACACAUUUUAAUCAGAAUCCUGCUUCCUAUGUAAAUGUUCACCCCCGUCCUCCUGUAUAAACCGUUCGUGUACAUUCAGAGAUGAUUUUUAUUUGCCGCAUGUUGAUAUAGCUUUUUCAUUCUUUCUCUUUAAAACCUAAUAUUGCUGUUUAAAUUAUUAUUUGUGUAGUAUUUAAGUUUUUUUUCAGUCUAAAGCUCAAUUUUUUUUUUAAAGUUCCUAUAAUACAAAACCAGUUCUGCGGAUGUCCUUUUUUUUUUUUUCUUAAUUCUUUUGAAAUGUAACCUGUAAGCAAACAACAGUGCAAUGUACCAGUCAGAGCAGCACUGUCAACGCUGUAAAACAUAAGACUGGACACAGGCUCCAGGGGCUGAAAAAGUGCUUAGAUCCAGAAUAAAAACAGCAGCCCUCCUGUAGUGACAAUUAGGGUGUAUUAGAGGUUUUUAUUUUUCUUAAAAGAGACUAUAGAGUAUUAAAAUAUAUAGUGCAGAGAUAAGAGCGAUACAUAAAGAAUGGCAGCAGUGAUACAGUACAUACAAGUCCUUUAGUUAUCCUCUUGGCUGUGUUCAAAAACCCCAAUUAAAGGGGUUAUCCAGGAAAAAAACUUUUUUUUUUUUUUUUUUUAUAUAUCAACUGGCUCCAGAAAGUUAAACAGAUUUGUAAAUUA
Molecule: messenger RNA, 4166 nt
Organism: Hyla sarda
Lineage: Eukaryota; Metazoa; Chordata; Amphibia; Anura; Hylidae
Gene: TMF1
Product: TATA element modulatory factor 1
Exons: 17
Coding region: 193-3465 (1090 amino acids)
Cellular component (GO): endoplasmic reticulum; Golgi apparatus
Source: RefSeq, a predicted model, not a curated record